GUGUGUGUGUGUGUGGUUCUGUGUGUGACAUUGUGGGCGUCUCUGUCUGUAGCGCAGCCUCCUCACAGGCCACUCCCGGGAAGCGCGCUGCUGUUCCGCCUCUCAGACGGACUGAAGGACGGACGGAGUGUGCUCGCUCUCAGUGCGCCUCGCUCGGCUGCUGCGCUCCUGCUGCCGUCUUUCUCCGUCGAUCACUGUGCGCGUGCGCGUGUGUCACCCCCCCCUCGCACCCCCCACCAGUGCUCUCCUGUCCUGUCCUGUCGGGGUGUCGAAGGUGGAGGUAUGUAGCGGCGGAUCGAGCGCGCCGAGCAGCAUGUAGCACCUGGACCGCCUGAGCUGUCUCUCCUCCCGCCGGGCUGACGCGCCGCCUGCAUUGAGGAUUUUCGGGGAUUUUUUUUUUGUUUUACGGGGGUGGGCAGGGGGGAUUUAUUUAUUUUAGAGGAGUGAUUGUGUGUGUUCAUCCCCGCCGCUCUGCACCUCUCGGUCGAUGGUCGUUGAGGAAGCUUCCAUCUUGAGUCCCGUAUCUACCGAGAGAACCAUGGCGAGCGACUCCCCAGCGCGGAGUCUGGACGAGAUAGACCUGUCUGCACUACGGGACCCAGCUGGUAUCUUUGAGCUGGUUGAACUGGUUGGAAAUGGGACCUAUGGGCAGGUCUACAAGGGUCGCCAUGUCAAAACAGGCCAGCUCGCUGCCAUCAAGGUCAUGGACGUCACAGGAGAUGAGGAGGAGGAGAUUAAAGCAGAGAUCAACAUGUUAAAGAAGUACAGCCACCACAGGAACAUAGCGACCUACUAUGGAGCCUUUGUGAAGAAAAACCCUCCUGGGAUGGACGAUCAGCUGUGGCUGGUGAUGGAGUUCUGUGGUGCCGGCUCGAUCACAGAUCUGAUCAAAAACACCAAAGGGAACUCCCUGAAGGAGGAGUGGAUCGCCUACGUCUGCAGAGAGAUCCUCAGGGGUCUGACCCACCUGCACCAACACAAAGUCAUCCACAGAGAUAUCAAGGGCCAGAAUGUGCUGCUGACGGAGAACGCAGAGGUGAAACUAGUGGACUUCGGUGUGAGCGCUCAGCUGGAUCGUACGGUGGGACGGAGAAACACGUUUAUUGGGACGCCGUACUGGAUGGCCCCCGAGGUCAUCGCCUGCGACGAGAACCCCGACGCCACUUAUGACUUCAAGAGUGAUCUGUGGUCGCUCGGCAUCACAGCGAUAGAGAUGGCAGAGGGAGCACCACCUCUGUGCGACAUGCAUCCAAUGAGAGCGCUCUUCCUCAUCCCCAGAAAUCCUGCCCCCAGACUCAAGUCGAAGAAGUGGUCGAAGAAGUUCCAGUCCUUCAUCGACAGCUGUCUGGUGAAGAGUCACAGUCAGCGGCCGAGCACGGAGCAGCUCCUCAAGCACCCGUUCAUCAGGGACCUUCCCAACGAGCGCCAGGUCCGCAUCCAGCUCAAGGACCACAUCGACCGCACCAAGAAGAGGAGGGGCGAGAGGGAUGAGACGGAGUACGAGUACAGCGGGAGUGAAGAGGAGGAUGAAGAGAGGGACGUCGGAGAGCCCAGUUCCAUCAUCAACAUCCCCGGUGAGUCCACGCUGAGGCGGGACUUCCUGCGCCUCCAGCUCGCCAACAAGGAGCGCUCGGAGCUGAUCCGGCGCCAGCAGCUGGAGCAGCAGCAGAACGAGGAGCACAAGCGCCAACUACUGGCCGAGAGGCAGAAACGCAUCGAGGAGCAGAAAGAGCAGCGGCGGCGGCUGGAGGAGCAACAGCGCCGUGAGCGAGAGAUGAGGAAGCAGCAGGAGCGGGAGCAGAGGAGGAGGUACGAGGAGAUGGAGCAGCUCCGCCGAGAGGAGGAGAGGAGGCACGCAGAGAGAGAGCAGGAGUAUAUCCGUAGGCAGCUGGAGGAGGAGCAGAGACAGCUGGAGAUCCUGCAGCAGCAGCUCCUGCAGGAGCAGGCCUUACUGCUGAGGUUUCCCCCCGUUAAGCCCGUUUCCUCGGUUGUGUUUGACGUGCAGGAGUACAAGAGGAAGCAGAUCGAGGAGCAGCGGCAGGCGGAGCGGCUGCAGAGGCAGCUGCAGCAGGAGCGAGCCUACCUGGUGUCUCUGCAGCAGCAGCAGCAGCAGGAGCCGCCGCGCCCGCCGCAGGACAAGAAGCAGCUGUACCACUACAAGGACCAGGCACCCGGCACCAACGACAAGCCGGCCUGGGCCAAGGAGGUGAUGCGUCGAGCUCAGAGCAACUCUCCUCGUAUCCCCCCCAAGAAGUACCACUCCUUCAGGGAGCCGCGGGACGCCAGCCUCAACACGCUGCUCCAGCUGCCCGGGUACAAGCCGCGGCGCCGCCACCGGCCCCCGUCCUACCCCGCCCAUGUCAGUCCUUCUAGGGAUCACUUCCACGUGCCCCGAAUCCGGGUCACCUGCGUCCCCGAGGGCCCUCGGCCGGGCCCGCACAGGCCGAGCCCCCACAGGAGCCCCAACAGGAGCUCUGACAGGAGCCACAACAGGAGCAGCCCCCACAGGAGCCCGGACUCCAGGGGCCGCAGCCCCGGGCGCCGGGUGGAGGAGCAUUAUAAGAUGAACAGACAGACUUCUCCUGCCUUGCAGCACAAAGUCUCCAACCGGAUCUCGGACCCGUCGCUGCCGCCGCGCUCCGAGUCGUUCAGCAGCGGAGGCAUCCAGCAGGCCCGGACCCCGCCCAUGCACCGCUCCGUCGAGCCACAGAUGGCCCACUUGGUGCAGGUGAAGAGUCACGGUCUGUCCGGCUCCCAGUCCCUGUACGACCCCCACGGCGUCUCCUCCUCCUCCUCGGCGUCGCCCUCCCCCUCCCGGCCUCCCAUGCCCCGGCAGAACUCCGACCCCACCUCCGACACCCCUCCUCCCCCGCCCCUGUCCCGCCUGGCGCCCCCCCUCGACAAGCUGGACCGCAGCUCCUGGCUGCGGCAGGACGACGACAUGCCCCCCAAGGUUCCUCAGAGGACGACCUCCAUCUCUCCGGCUCUGGUCAGGAAACACUCUCCAGGGAACGGGCCGGGCCUGGGACCCCGGGCUGGAGCCCACCUCAUACGGGCCAGCAACCCCGACCUGCGGAGGACCGACGUUUCCAUGGAGACGCCCCUGAAGAGGACCAGCAGCGGCAGCUCCUCCAGCUCCAGCACCCCGAGCUCCCAGGGAGGCUCCAACGAACGAGGUAAUUCAGCCGCUAAGACUGAAGGCUCAACACUUUCUUCCCACGAGACCAAAGACGACGGCAGAGAGGUGACACGACCCAGCAGGCCUGCAGACCUGACGGCUCUGGCCAAGGAGCUGCGGGAGCUGCGUCAGGGGGAGGAGACCAGCCGCCCGCCCGUCAAAGUGACGGACUACUCCUCGUCCAGUGAGGACUCUCACAGCAGCGAGGACGAGGAGGGAGAGGGCGGGACUAACGACGGGACCGUGGCCGUCAGCGACAUACCGCGGAUCAUGCCGGCAGCGAGUCAGAGCGCCAACGAGUCGUUUGGGUUGGGAGGUCACAACGACGGCCACGACGACUCGUACGGGAACAGCUCCCAGGACAGCACCCUGAUGAUGCGCGAGUACGGGAUGGGCAGCAGCGGAGGCUCCAAGUCUUCCUUCACGCCGUUCGUAGACCCCCGGGUGUACGGGACGUCCCCCACGGACGACGACGACAACAUCUCCGCCUCAGCGCUGUUUGCUGACGAGCUGCUGAAACACGAGCAGGAGCAGGCGAGGCUCAACGAGGCCCGCAAGAUCUCCGUGGUCAACGUCAACCCGACCAACAUCCGGCCGCACAGCGACACGCCCGAGAUCCGCAAGUACAAGAAACGCUUCAACUCCGAGAUCCUGUGUGCCGCUCUGUGGGGAGUGAAUCUCCUGGUGGGGACAGAGAACGGUCUGAUGCUGCUGGAUCGAAGCGGUCAGGGGAAAGUUUACAACCUGAUCAACCGGCGACGCUUCCAGCAGAUGGACGUCCUGGAGGGACUCAACGUCCUCGUCACCAUCUCAGGGAAGAAGAACAAGCUGCGUGUUUACUACCUGUCGUGGCUGAGGAACAGGAUACUACACAACGACCCCGAGGUGGAGAAGAAGCAGGGCUGGAUCACCGUCGGGGAGCUGGAGGGCUGCGUGCACUACAAAGUCGUGAAGUACGAGAGGAUUAAGUUUUUGGUGAUCGCUCUGAAGAACUCGGUGGAGAUCUACGCCUGGGCGCCUAAACCCUACCACAAGUUUAUGGCCUUCAAGUCGUUCACUGACCUGCAGCAUCGCCCCCAGCUGGUCGACCUGACGGUGGAGGAGGGACAGAGGUUAAAGGUCAUCUACGGCUCCAGUGUUGGCUUCCACGUCAUCGAUGUGGACUCCGGAAACCCCUACGACAUCUACAUCCCCUCACAUAUUCAGGGUCAGGUGACCCCGCACGCCAUCGUGGUUCUGCCCAAGACGGACGGCAUGGAGAUGCUGCUGUGCUACGAGGACGAGGGCGUCUACGUCAACACCUACGGACGCAUCACCAAAGACGUGGUGCUGCAGUGGGGCGAGAUGCCCACCUCCGUCGCCUACAUCCACUCCAACCAGAUCAUGGGCUGGGGAGAGAAGGCCAUUGAGAUCCGCUCCGUGGAGACGGGACACCUCGACGGAGUUUUCAUGCACAAGCGAGCUCAGCGACUGAAGUUCCUGUCGGAGAGGAACGACAAGGUUUUCUUCGCCUCGGUGCGUUCUGGCGGCAGCAGUCAAGUCUUCUUCAUGACCCUGAACAGAAGCUCCAUGAUGAACUGGUAACCUUCCUCCUCUGACCCACAACCCUCCUCUUCCUCACUCGGCCGACAUCAGGAGAGAGGGACGGCAGGAGGCAGUGUGUAUGUGUGUGUGUGUGUGUGUGUGAGUGUGAGUAAACAACGUGUGUGUGUUUGUGGAGGAAAACAACAAGCUGCUGAAUUGAGCAACAGGAGUUGAACCACAGGACUGUGCCCCCACCAACCAACGUAUCAACACCUUCCACCUCCAGGGGGCGCUGCAGGCCCUGUGGGCGGCGCCGCGCCCUGACGCCGGCCGACGCCUUCCCCGCGGACCGCCAUGACCGGUUGCUCUCGAGGGUUUUGAUCCAGACUUUAAAGGACACUGACAUCAUGCCGAGUAGCCUUUGACUUCCCCGGCGGAUGGAACGGAGAAGCUGUGGAGAAGUCCUCUGUGUAGCACAUCAAUGAUUCCUUACAGGGUGUUCACACUGCGAGGUGUGCCGAAUCCAAUCAGACGUCUUCAACCCUUUAUCAGGCAAAGAACUAUAUUUGGUAACUUCAGGUAAUAUUUUGAGAAAAAAGUUGCAAAUUUACUAGAUUAAAGUGGCAAAUCUACAAGAAAAAAAGUUGCAGAUUUAAGAGAUUUAAAGUGGCAAAUCUGCGCCAAAAAAAAUACAUUUCUCGCAAAAUAACCACUUUAAAUCUCAUAAAUCUACGUAUUUUUUUCUCGUAGAUUUGCCACUUUAAUCUCAUAAACUUUUUUCUCAAAAUAUUAUUUUCGUAUGUUUUUUUCACACUUUCUGGCUGUAUGUAAUAUCCUCCAAUAUUCUCCAGGGUUGAAAUUUGGAAUUUGCAAGUAUUUCAAUAAGUGCCCUAUUAAGGGUUAAAGUGGUGAAUCUGGGAGAAAAGAGUUGCUUUUCCCCACUUUUUUUCUCGUGAAUCUGCGACUUUUUCGCGCAGAUUUGCCACUUUAAAUCUCUUAAAUCUGCGACUUUUUUUCUUGUAGAUUUGCCACUUUAAUCUAGUAAAUUUGCAACUUUUUUCUCAAAAUAUUACCUGAAGUUACCAAAUAUAGUUCUUUGCCUGAUAAAGGGUUAACUGCGCCGUGUUGUAGUGAGUAAAGUUAUUGGGGUAGCAUUAAUAAAGGUGCAUCUCAAGAAAUUAGAAUACGAUAGAAAAGUUUAUUUAUGUCAGUAACUAAAGAAGAAGAAACUUGACCAAAACUAAGACAAAAGUCACUCUGUAGGUGAGACAGUAUGUCCACACAAAAAAAAUGUGCUUUUUGAAAACUAAAAUCAAUCAACUGUGACCAAAUGUUUUGGUGUGGAUGAGCAGGAAUGAGCUUUUGGAGAAAACACAGCCUGCCCAGAGCGUAUCUUAAAACCCUUUCAGACUGCUGUUUCAAGCCGUGAUAUUCUUGAAAAUGGUCAAGUCAAGUCAUGUCAAACUUUAUUUGUAGAGCACAUUUAAAACAACCGGGGUUGACCAAAGUGCUGUACAGAUAUCACAGUUGCAGGAAAUACGGUAAAAACUAAAAUACAUAAACACAGUGCAACAAUAUAAUAAAAUAAAUUACAAUAUAAUAAAAUAAAUAAUUUUUUUUUAAAUGUAAUACAUUUUGUUUUUGCAAGAUGUCCACUUAAACUUGUUUAAAAGCCAGGGAGAAAAGUGUGUUUUUUUUUUUAGGAGGAUUUAAAAACCUCAAAUGGUCAAAUUUUAAAAUGCCUAAAGAUGUUAAAAAUGGCCCAAGCAUGCAGGAAAUCGGUAGCUCAGUAUCUCAGUAGCGGCUCAGAAAGUACUGACCCGAGGCAGGUACUUUCUGAGCCGCUAACCGGUGAAUUUGGGCGGAUCCUCUCUCCCAAACCUCACCCAUAGCGGCUCACUGGAGGGAAAAGUACCUGAUGGAAACACGCCUAAAGACAGUGGAGCGUUUCAUCAGAAUCACGCCUCUUACUCGAGUCCGACAGUAAUCGAAUCAGUCUUAUUGGUCUCGUAGCGCUGCUGCUCUGUUACACGCCUCGAUGCCUCCUCACACUUCGCUCCACGAUGCCAGGCUGCAACCUGAAUGUUGCAAAAAAAAAAGUCCUAUAAGGCGAAAUGACAGCAGAGCUUGUUAUUGGCUCUGUGUGAGAAGGGCUUCUGCUCCCAGGGUCCGAUGUUUCCAAGUUCAAUAUUCUGUUAACGCACAUUAACCCUCAAUAUAAAAUAUUUCAGAGACAUUAUGGAACAGAGCUGGGGGACGCGGGACGCUGGGAACCUAAAACAGUCCUCACCACUCCCACCAAAUGUUAAUUACAGUCAUGGAAAAAAUGAUUAGACCAUUGUUUUCUUCAAUUUCUUGCUCAUUUUAAUGCCUGGUACAACUAGAGGUACAUUUGUUUGGACAAAUAUAAUGAUAAGAACAAAAAUAGCUGACAAGAGUUUAAUUUAAGAGCUGAUAUCUAGACAUUUUACAAGGUUUUCUUCUUUUUUUUUUUUUAUUUACUUUUUAUUCGUUUUUUCUUAGUAACAUACACAUAUGUGCCAGUUGGACACAAAAACAUACAAGAUAACAUAAACAUAACAUGACGAGGGGAGGAUUUUGCUACAUAAGCACAUCAUACAUAAAAAUAUAAAGAUGCCGCUCGAAAAUAGGGAAUAAAAUAAAAAAUAAAAUCCAAAUAAAGGGUUUGAUCUUAUCAUUGCAAUCUAUAUGAAAUCAGGUCUUAUAGUUAACACGAAGAUGAGCCAUUUUGACCAGUUCUCUUAAAAAAUAUCAGUUUGGUUCCUUAGUUUAAAUGUAAUUCUCUCUAUAACACACACACACACACACAGAUAUCAGCACAUAUCAGCUCUUAAAUUAAACUCUGAUCAGCUAUUUUUUAUUAUCAUAUUUGUCAAAACAAUUGUACCUUUAGUUGUACUAGACAUUAAAAUGAACAAGAAAUUGAAGAAAACAAUGGUUUGAUAAUUUUUUUCAUGACUGUAUAUCAACAAAUAAAGUGUUGUUUCACUCGGCCAGUUACAGUUAAAACAUUAAACAUUUAAUGCACCUAAUAUCAGAAUAUAUUCCAGGCGUCAUGACGGCUUUAUUCCAUAUAAAUUCUUGCUGUUCUGGUUUUUGUUGAGGUUGUUUCAAACUGUGAAAUAAGUGGUUCUGUUCAUAACUGGAACUGAGAAUAUACAGUCAUGGAAAAAAACAUUAGACCAGCCUUUUUCUUCAAUUUCUCUAUAAUAACCAAAAUCAUUAUCAAGAAAACCAUGUUAACUGUCUAGAUAUUAGCUCUAAAUUUAAACUCUUAUCAGCUAUUUUUGUUGUUAAUAUUGUAUUUGUCCAAACAAAUGUACCUUUAGUUGUACCAGGCAUUAAAAUGAACAAGAAAUUGAAGAAAAAUAAUGGUCUAAUAUUUUUUUUCCAUGACUGUUUAUAUUCCACAGUCCUUGUCGUCGUUUUUCAUCCAAACGACUUCUGUAGCAAAAACUUAAGGGCGUCUUCUCCGCGCUGUCGGAAGCAAAACUUUCACCCUGAGAAUCUGUGCGAAGAGCUGUGUGUCGUCUCCCUGAUCCCUGCUCUCUGUCUGCAGGAGGUGGAUGGACUUGAUGGAGGUGUUGCUCACAGUGUGAACACUCAUUUCGAGUGCUGCUGCUGCUGCUGCUGAAACACCUUCUGUGUCUCGUCCCCUUUAGGAGAGAAAAACAUGAAAACAGUGAGUUAGUCACAGGGGGAAUGAGGUAUUUUAUACUUUGUCCUGGUGUGUUUCUGGUACUAAAAGGAAGGUUGUAGAUAUUGUAUUAUUGCUGCAACAGCAACACAAUAACAAAAAUCUUUCUCACAAGGAGAACUUGGCGUAGAGUAGUUGUUGCCAACUUCUAUCUGGAGGUUUCUGCCCCGUUUGUUCGCUCCACCUUUUUUCUGUCCCUGCUGUUCUGUGUACACUGCACCUGUGUAAAUACUCACUUUGAUGUUAAGGAUGGACUUUGCAAAGCAGGUGAGAACACUGAAGAAAAAAAAAAAAAGAAAAAACAGUCUGGCUUUUUUGUCACACCUCUGUAAAUCUGUCCGUUAAAUCUGUAGUUCCUCUCAGAUGUUUUUUUCUUUUUCUGAGCUGAGCGAAGACUCACACAGAAGUUCGGUUUGGGUUAAAACUCUUUUUUGUUUUUUUAAUUUCCUCCUGUAGUUCAUCACUGUUUAUUGAGUUGUGCAUUUUGCAUGAUGACAUACAUGUUUUUACCUGUCGUCACUUGUUAUUAAUUGCAAGUUUAAAGGCAAUACACAGACUGGAGGAGCUGGACGUGGACAUGGACAUGAGCCCUGAAGCAUUUUUUCCUCACCACACUGAGCUGUAAAUGGAAAGUUUUCAAAUUGUAAGAAGUUAGCUUAGCACCUGGGCUUCAAGUCAAGAUUGUACACUGGAUAAUUAUACAUUUAAAUUUAUAUUUUAGGCAUUUUGUUGACACCUAGAGCAGCUUAUAAACGGGCUCAGCGUCACUUUGGAUGACUUUUUCUAUUUUCUGCGACGGUCUCUGUAAACGCUGAUGUGACGGGAGUGUGAGAGAGGAAAGUGGUCCACCUUUUACUUGAUAUUUUCUUUCUUUAUUCAUUGAUCUUAAGGGAUGCGACAGGUGUAAGCGAUGCCGCUUUAAGGCCAGCUGAAGCCUUUUACAUGUGCAGGGUGUUGGCGUUAAAAACACCCUGUGAAUAAAGGUCAGGAGGCAGGGUCGCUGGGAGAGACCGUAGAUAAUAAAAAGAUAUAUAUACUGUAAGAAUUUUCGUUAUGAUGAUAUCUUACCGAUCAUUUUAGAGAAAGACAAAAAAAUAAUAAUGUUCACUUAUUCAAAAGCUUAGUUGUCUUUCUACAGAAUAGAGAACAUAGCUAUAAGAAUUUCUAAAAAAAAAAAAAUUACAAUGUUUUUAUUGUGGUAUUAUUUGUAUUUGUAUUUCAAUUUUUGUACGUAUCAAGACUGUGAACGUAUGUACGGCUGUCAGCCUGUGUGUGUGUGUGUGUGUGUGUGUGUGCGCGUGAGUGUGUGUGUGAUUGAGUGUGUCAGUGAGCAGGUGUGUGCACAGGUGUGUGACAUGCAUGUGAGUGUAUGUUUUCACCUUGUCUGAAUCACUGGAAUCAGUCAAAAGACGACCUCAAUCUGGUAACACACAUCUGUGAUGUUGAAAAUUCUACAAUAAAUGUCCUCUCCUUGUACAGCAAA
This is a messenger RNA of Centropristis striata (black sea bass), 9903 nucleotides long. RefSeq names its product TRAF2 and NCK interacting kinase b (gene tnikb). Gene Ontology annotation, molecular function: protein kinase activity; ATP binding. NCBI's taxonomy places the organism in Eukaryota, Metazoa, Chordata, Actinopteri, Perciformes, Serranidae. The transcript is spliced from 32 exons. The record is from RefSeq and is a predicted model, not a curated record. Gene Ontology annotation, biological process: protein phosphorylation. Bases 488 to 4762 code for a protein of 1424 amino acids.